Clarias gariepinus (North African catfish) is the source of this 1997-nucleotide messenger RNA. It is a transcript of the gene szrd1, whose product is annotated as SUZ RNA binding domain containing 1. The transcript has 4 exons. Bases 101 to 574 code for a protein of 157 amino acids. The record is from RefSeq and is a predicted model, not a curated record. Lineage: Eukaryota; Metazoa; Chordata; Actinopteri; Siluriformes; Clariidae.
GGCGGCUACUCCGGCUGUAGAAAAAGAAAAUGUGCUUUCGCACGUAGAUGAGUAAAGGGAACCCCCUGAAGCUAGUGGCUAGCUAGCAAAGUGUGGGAACAUGGAGGAUGAGGAGAUCGCUGAGAGUUGGGAAGAAGCUGCCGACAGUGGGGAAAUGGAGAGACGGUUGGAGGAGAAACUCCGUAUCAGUCAAAAAGAGAGACUUUCAACUGGGAGUUCAGGUCGCUCACCAAUAAAGACUAUCAUGAUCCAAGACGACUCACUUCCGGCUGCGCCACCUCCGCAGAUCCGCAUUUUAAAACGACCCACCAGCAACGGAUCCUUGGGGCCGUCUGUAACGCAGAGCCGACCCUCACCGCAAGUCAAGUCUUUAGCUCAGAGGGAGGCUGAAUAUGCCGAAGCCAGGAAGCGUAUCCUUGGCAGUGCUGAUGACACACCUCAGGAGAGACCCCCGUCAGAGAGGUCACCACGUGCAGGAAGCCAUACAUCUUCAGAGGACACAAGAUCGAACAACCAUGUAGUUCGGCAACCAGCAGGUCCAGAUGGUACACAAGGCUUUCGCCAGCGCAGAUAGGAAUAAUAAAGGCCCGGGAGAAAAGGAGAGCUCUUGGUCCAUCUCCUUUUAAAAGAAAAAAAAAAAACGGUUUAAAUUUGGACCAUUUUUAAAACAAUAUCUAGGAUGUGGGAUGUUUAUGAAAUGAGAAGAAAAACCUCAUCCUCACCCAUCAGGGCUCCUGAGCCAGUGUGGAAUGUAAAAGGGGAGGAAAUCUAACAUAAAAGAGCAAAUUUACACUGUGAUGAGGACUUCUUCCAGACACUGCUCACUGUGAUCCCCAGUCCUCUCCCAAAAACAAACACUUAAUCAGUUUCCCUCGACACCUUAACCUACUGUGACUGGUGACCCGUUUGCAAACGGACAGCUUUCGACCUGGAGAUCAGUCAUCAAUCAGAGCCCAGCUUGAGGAAGACGUUUGGAACGGAAUGCGAUGCCACAUUAUGAUGAGGAUGUGCUAGAAGUGUUGUAAGAUUGUGUUGCGCGGGUCAUCAGCUCUCAGCAAUAAUAUUAAGGAUAUUUCGGUUUAUCAUUUUUCAUUUACUUUCAUUUUCAAACUGCUCUUCCCAAGCUUUUGUAUUAGUUAUUGUUGGUUUUUGUUUUAUUUUAACCUAGUCAGCUAAUUGCCAUACAUUUUUAAUAGGGAAGGGAAUGGUGAGGGUUCUGUGGAAACAUGUCUCUUAAGUUUUGAUGAUGAUGAUUAUUAUUAUUAUUAUAAUCCGGGGUCUUCCUAUGACUGUCCUAGUUUCUACAUAAAGGAAAUGAAGAAUUAAAAGUAAAGAAAUUAAUUUUCUGCCUUUUUAUACUGUUUGGGAAGGUAGGAAUAUUUAAAUAUAUCAGAUACAAAUUAAGAGAAAUGUAAAUGCUUGGUGCUGGAGAAAAUCAGAGGGAGAUGUACAAAGGGGAAGAAAUUGCCGGUUCCUUUUGCUUCUCUUUUUUUGUCUGCUGAUAAUUUUAUCAAUUUAUUUGCUGAAGUAGGAACUCAGGUCACUGACUGAAUCAAAUAUCUAUUAAUUAGUUUUAAUUUAGUAGUGGUGCAAGUGGAUCUGCCACAAGGUCACCUCAAAGUGGAGUACUGAAUAUCCUGUAAGAAAUUAUUUACCUGUUAAAAGAAAAAGACAGUAUAUACACCAUUAGCAAUUCAAGUGUUAUAUUUCAACCUACAGCAAGCACCAUAUAUCCAAAUUGCGUCUCUCUCUGCUUCUCUCACUUUAGUUUUAGUUGUCAAACACCAUUCCACCCUGCUGUACUGUCCUUUUAACAUCUUUGUCGGUAAGAAAAUAACAUUGUACAGGAAUAUUUUACCCUUUAAUCGUGGCAAAUGCCCAUCUGGCAUUCUGUAUCACACGAACCAGAAUUAUAUAUCAAGAGCUGUGCGUGAGUAUGGAACCCUACUUGUAAAUACUUUACAAAAUGCCCAUUUAAUAAAGAAUUUUUAAAGUAA